Symbiodinium necroappetens is the source of this 251-nucleotide messenger RNA. NCBI's taxonomy places the organism in Eukaryota, Dinophyceae, Suessiales, Symbiodiniaceae. The record is from the annotation of a GenBank genome assembly.
GUGCCACCGUCUUUCUGAAGGGUGACGUCGAGGGCGCGGAGGUGGACUUGCUUCGAGGCCUCGAUGACGAGCAUUGGGCCUGGGUCUGUGGCUUAGCGAUCGAGGCGGCGGAGACCAAGGAUGAGCUGAUAGAGCUGUGCAAGCAGCACGGGCUUGAGAAGCUUCACGCACUGAAGCAACCAAGUCCGGAAGGAGACACCUCCCGCACAGACACCGAGGUCCUGCACAUGGUCUUCGCUGCGCGUGAGUGA